CGCAAUAAUGUACAUUAUCUGAUUUACGGUCGGUAGUUGAACGGCGCGCGUCCUCCGCGUUAAGUAACUAUUCGGCUGCAGCGAUGGGUUUCCUAUAGUCUCUGUUGAUUUGUUCCUAUGUUCAGUUCUGUGAUGUUCAAUAAUUUAUCAUAAACACAUUAAAUACAUUAUUUUAAUAUUGUUACAUAGAUAUAGGGACAAAAUGGCGUCAAUUUUAUGAUAGCGCUAUUUGCUUACAAUUUAACUUUUUUCUUUACUAGCUACAAUAUGUAUGUAAUCAAUAUAUACGUUGUCUAUGUUUUUAUGUGAUUAAUUUUUUCAGUUUUGUAUUAUUUCCAUGUCAAGUGCCAUGUAGCCCAAUAACAGUUUUGUGCGUUUGAUUUUACGGGCGAUGUCAAUCUUUGCGAUUUAAAUUAAAUAGUAAUUAUCUAUUUAUCAUUUAAUUUUUUUUCAAAUUAAAACAACAAAACGUAACUAUAAUGAUGGCUUAUAAUCAUUAUGGGUAUAGCAGUUUGAAAAAUGAUCAGACUAGUAAGAGAUUGAGGGCCGAUUAUGAUCAGGAAACCAGAAAUAACAACACCAGUUCGUCUUAUGAAGAUGGUCGUCGAAAGCACGCAGAAACUCAACCAAACCACAUUAUUUUGCUAACUAUCACUAAAGUGACAUAUCCUAUUAACACUGAUGUAAUUCAUACUAUAUCUAAAGACUAUGGUAAAGUACUACGCAUAGUGAUAUUUAGAAAACGAGGUGUUCAAGCAAUGGUAGAGUUUGAAGAAGUAGACCAAGCUAUACGGGCAAAGCAACUAAUGGAUGGUGCUGAUAUAUAUCAAGGGUGUUGCACAUUAAAAGUAGAAUAUGCUAAACCAUCUAAACUGAAUGUUUAUAAGAAUGAUUCAGAAACUUGGGAUUAUACAACACCUACUCCUGGAGAUAAAAAAUCUGUUCCACUACUACCAGAUCCUCCUAGAGCACCACUAAUAUCUACAAGACCAAAUUUUCCCAGGUUUGAAUAUGAAUGCCGGUCAGGUUUAUUAACUACACCGCAUGAUUUGCCUAAUAAUAAUUAUGGUGAAAGCUAUCCUUCGACGCCUGGACGAUGUGUUUUGAUGGUAUACGGAUUAGAUCCAGAAAAAGCAAACUGUAAUCGGCUUUUUAAUCUGUUUUGUUUGUAUGGUAAUGUUAUCAAAGUAAAGUUUUUAAAGAGCAAAGAAGGUUGUGCAAUGGUACAAAUGGAUAAUGAAAUGUCAGUAGACCGAUGUAUGGACAAUUUAAACAAACUGAUUCUUAUAAGUGGUAACAUGUUACAAUUACAAGUAUCGAAACAGAUGUAUCUUUCGGAUAUCAUGGUACCUUACGACUUACCUGAUGGGACACCAUCUUUUAAAGACUAUUCUAAUUCUAAAAAUAACAGAUAUCAUUCAAAUGCAAAUGGUAAAAAUAGACGCCAAAAUCCAUCAAGUGUUCUACAUUUUUUCAAUGCUCCGCCAAACAUAUCAGAGGUUGAUUUGAACCAAACUAUUCUUAAAGCUUUGAAAGAUGAAGAUGCUGAAUUGACUGUGAAAAUGUUUCCACCUAAAGGAACAGAUGCGCGUAGUUCAUCUGGACUUAUUGAAUUUUCAGAUAUAGCUACUGCUGUUGAAGUCAUUAUGGCUGUUAACCAUUGGCCUAUUAAAUGCGAAUCAUCCAAGUUUCCUUUCUUACUUAGGCUAUGUUUUUCAUCGCUGCCAAAAGGAUUAGGAAAUGCUGAGUCAUCACAAUGACAUCACACUGCUUAAUGAAAUACUGUAUCUCAUGUUUGUCAAUUAUUACUAUUUAGUGCAUACUUUUGGGUUAAUUGAUUUAUUUUUUAAUGAGGUGAUCACAUUAUUAUAUAUUUAAUAAUUCCUAUUAUUUUUUGGAAGAUUUAUGGUUAUACCUUGUCACCCCUUUUUACAAUUAAACAGAUCUUUUGUUUUAAUAUUAUGUCUAUUAGUUUUUCUUAUGAGUAUAUUUUAUAUGAAGUAUUGUCAAUUAAAUAAGUUAUAUUUUAUUUUUUUAUAUCUUAUUAUUUGUUAAUAUUGGUUAAUAGGUUUGUUUUUGUUAAGUUUUUAGUUGUUUUUAUAUUGAAUUUAGUAAAAUGAAAUGGGGUCGAUUAAAACCAUAAUCUUACCAAUUAUUUAUUCUGACAAAAAGUUGGAAAACUA
Molecule: messenger RNA, 2183 nt
Organism: Daktulosphaira vitifoliae (grape phylloxera)
Lineage: Eukaryota; Metazoa; Arthropoda; Insecta; Hemiptera; Phylloxeridae
Product: heterogeneous nuclear ribonucleoprotein L-like
Exons: 2
Coding region: 480-1760 (426 amino acids)
Biological process (GO): regulation of RNA splicing
Cellular component (GO): nucleus
Molecular function (GO): mRNA binding
Source: RefSeq, a predicted model, not a curated record